UAUAUUAGGAGUUAUUUAAAACACAUUGUCACUGUCUUUGUCAUUGUCAAAAGACAUCCAUAUGGAGAACCUGGGGGAAAGAAAAGGGAAACUUACUCUGCUGUUGGCUUUUGCCACCCUGAUCUCUGCAUUUGGCUCGUCUUUUCAGUAUGGCUACAAUGUAGCUGUUAUCAACUCUCCAGCCCGGGACAUGCAGAUGUUCUACACCAAUGUGUCCGAGAGUCGCAAUAGCACAGUCACCGAAAGUCUGUUAACUCUGCUGUGGUCUCUGACUGUGUCUGUGUAUCCACUGGGGGGGUUCUUCGGCUCUCUCAUGGUGGCACCACUGGUCAAUAAUUUAGGAAGGAAAGGGACCUUGCUGUUCAACAACAUCUUCUCAAUCGUUCCUGCUAUAAUGAUGGGUGUGAGUGAGGUGCUAGGCUCUUUUGAGAUCAUUAUCGUGGGCCGCUUCUUAGUGGGCAUCUGUGCUGGCCUUUCAUCCAAUGUGGUGCCAAUGUAUUUGGGAGAACUGGCCCCAAGGAACCUGAGAGGAGCUAUCGGGAUCGUGCCUCAGCUUUUCAUUACUGUAGGCAUCCUCACUGCCCAGGUGUUUGGUAUCCGAAAUAUUCUUGGCAACGCUGAAGGCUGGCCUAUCAUGCUGGGUCUCACUGGCAUUCCUGCCCUCAUUGAGCUGCUUCUGUUGCCCUUCUUCCCUGAGAGUCCCCGCUACAUGCUCAUUCAGAGGGGUGAUGACAAUAAUGCCAGGACUGCACUGCAGCGUCUGAGAGGAUGGAAGGAUGUAGAAGAGGAGAUGACAGAGAUGCGACUUGAAGAGCAGUCAGAAAGAGCUGAGGGCCAGCUUUCUGUGUUCAAGCUCUUCACCUUCCGCUCUCUGCGCUGGCAGCUGUUGUCCAUAAUCUUCAUGAACAUGGGCCAGCAGUUGUCAGGAGUGAACGCUAUUUAUUACUAUGCGGACAGCAUCUUUUCUUCAGCCGGAGUGAAAGAGAACGACAUUCAGUAUGUAACUGUUGGAACAGGGGCCGUGAAUGUCUUCAUGAGCUUUGUUGCAGUGUUUAUAGUGGAAGCCGCAGGCAGGAAGCUGCUUCUUCUGAUUGGGUUCGGGAUCUGCUGUGUAGCCUGUGUGGUCCUCACUGUAGCUCUCAGUCUGCAGGAGAGCCUGCACUGGAUGCCCUAUGUCAGCAUCGCCUGUGUCAUCAUUUAUGUCAUUGGCCACGCCAUAGGCCCAAGUCCAAUUCCUACCGUGAUUACCACUGAGAUUUUCCGCCAGUCCUCAAGACCUGCAGCUUUUAUGGUGGCAGGCUCUGUGCACUGGCUUUCAAACUUCACCGUAGGCCUGGUGUUCCCCUUUCUAGAGAAAGGCCUGGGGGACUACAGCUUCCUCAUCUUUGCUUCCAUCUGCCUUGCCACGUUCAUCUACAUUUGGGUGGUCAUCCCAGAAACCAAGGGUUCCACCUUCUUGGAGAUCAGCAAGCUGUUUGCUAAGAGGAACAAAGUGGAGAUCGCGAUUGAGGGUGAAGAUUGUAAUAUGCAAGAGGCUGCCAUGACAGACCAUGAAAAGAAUGCAAUUACAACCUUCUAAACACAGGAUGGCUUACUGUGUGUUUUUGUAUGUAUAUACCAGACCUUUAGUGUAGGUCUGAAGCUCAGUACACUUUGGUUUGAAAUCAUAUUGAUACAGCGGGGGAAAUAAGUAUUGAAUGCGUCAACAUUUUUUUCAGUAAAUAAAUUUCCAAUGAGGCUAUUCACAUGAAAUUUUCACCAGGCAUCAGUAUUAACUCAAGAAAUCCGCAAAUAUAAAAAAUUCACAACAUUAAAGUCCAUAAAUAAAGUUAUGUGUAAUAAAGUGGAAUGACACAGGAAAAAAGUAUUGAACACGCUAAGAAAAAGCAGUUCUCCAAGGCAAGGUAAGGCAAGGAACCAGCUGAAGUAAUUAGAAAGUAAUUAUACCUCUUAAUCUGUGGAAAUUAAUAUCUGCUGGGUUAGUAAAGCGAUGGUCUGUAAAAAGGCUUUUCAUUACCAAUGUGUCACACAAGAAACAUCUCAUGAUGGGUAAAAGCAAAGAGCUCUCCCAAGACCUUCAAAACCUUAUUCUUGCAAAACAUAUUGAUGGAAUCGGAUACAGACCAAUUUCAAAACUUUUGAAUCUUCCAGUAAGCACCAUUGGGGCCAAUGUGGAAUUCCAAUUCCGCAAGUGGAAGCAACAUCACUCCGUCAUCAACCGGCCAUGCACAGGAGCUCCUCGCAAGAUUUCUGACCAGGGAGUCAGAAAAACAGUCAGAAGAGUAGCCCAAGAGCCAAGGACCACUCGGAAAGAGCUCCAGAAACACUUGAAGGCAGCAGGUACCAUCGUCACAGAGAAAACAAUAGGCAAUGCACUCCACCACCAUGGCCUCUAUGCACGCUCACCCCGCAAGACUCCAUUACUAAACAAAAGGCAUGUCGAAGCUCGUUUAAAGUUUGCUACAACUCAUUUGGACAAGCCUAUGAAAUACUGGGAGAGUGUAGUCUGGUCAGAUGAGAGCAAAAUGUAACUUUUUGACUGUCAUACUACGCACCAUGUUUGGAGAAGAAAUGGCACUGCAAAUCACCCUUAAAACACUAUAAGAACAGUGAAGUUUGGAGGUGGAAGCAUCAUGGUGUGGGGUGGUUUUUAAUUGCAUGGUACUGACAGACUUCAUAUAAUUGAAGGAAUGAAUGGAGCCCUUUACCGGGUGAUUCUUGAGAAGAAUCUGCUGCCAACCACCAGGAUGAUGAAGAUGAGACGUGGGUGGAUGUUCCAGCAGGAUAACGAUCCAAAGCAUUCAGCAAAGGAAACUCUCAAUUGGUUUCAGAGGGGAAAAUAUCAAUCACCUGACUUGAAUCCAAUUGAGCAAGAUUUAAAGACAAUAUGUUUAGAAGAAUGGGCCAAAAUCACACCUGACUAUUGCAGCUGAUUAACUUCUUCUUACAGGAAGCGUCUUGAAGCUGUCACUACAAACAAAGGCUUCUCCACUAAAUAUUAAAUAAAUUUCAGUUAGUGUGUUCAAUACUUUUUCCUGUGUCAUUCCUCUUUAUUACACAUAACUUCAUUUAUGUACUUUAAUGUUUGGAUUUCUUUAUAUGUGUGGAUUUCUUGAGUUAAUACCAAAGUCUGGUGAAAAUUUCAUGUGUAUAACUUCAUUGGAAAUAUAUUUAGUGAAAAAAAUGUUGACGCGUUCAGUACUUAUUUCCCCCGCUGUAUGUUGUGUCUCCUUUCACUUGGUGGCACUUUGACUAGAACGCAGACUGCAGACUAACCAUAAAGGGCAUCAGGUGUUGAAAAAAGUUGGUCUGCUUCCGAAGGAACAUCAGCUGAAAGCGUAAUUAUAUGUCUGACAUUGUCAGACUGCACCUAGUGUUCAUGUUAAAUAGCCAGCAUAAUUAUAGUAGAACAAAUCCUGGCUCUGCUAGUAUUACAUGUGUGCACUGCAAUUUUACAAGCUGUCUGUCUUGGAACCUGAGAUCAGACCAAGGCAAGUUCUAACAUCUGGUGUAGCGACAUUUGAAUGAAUCGGCAAGAAGUUUCCAUUCUGUUGACAUGCUUUUUACUUAUUAAGUGAACUUAUUAAUGCGUUCAGCUAUGUCCAGCAAACACAAUUAUGUAGUACACACUGUAGUUUCAUUGAUACUGCAUGUAAAACCCUUCAAGGAAACUAAUACCGUGUAAGUAAUUAAAUAACCCUUAAAGAACAGUUUUCUAUGAGUGUAGGUGUAGAAAUCUUGACAAAAAUGGACUAUUUUCUCAUGGUUUUUUUUUCAUAAGAUAGGAUAGCUCAGAACCCCUGAGCUAUCCUAGAGUUUAAUUAUUAUCUGUAUAUAUCAGCCUGUACAGGAUUUCACAGAGUUCUUUUGUGAUUGUUGCAGCCAAAAAUGCUUGGUUUUGCUGCGACCUUUUUUAAAAACUUUAUGCUGCAGAUUGCAGAGUUUUUUGUGCUUUUUUUUGUGGGAAAACUACUUGAAAUGGUGAAAUUGCAAUUGCAUGAAAUUUCAAAGUGAUUUUGCUGGUAAAUGAGACGUUUUAACUGAACUCAUUUUCGAUGCAUGUGAAUUGACGAGGGCUUUGACUGAUUGAGAAUUGUGAUGAUGUCAUAUGAUGCAUCUUGGCCCAAAUCUGCAGAAAAUCUUUGAUAAUUUUGAAAAAUUGCAAGCUGUACCCAAUAUAGCGGUGUUUGCUUGAUUUUGCAUUCAUUUCAGUGAUCACAAAAUCGCAAAAUCCUGGAGGGACUUAUAUAUAAAAUGUAACUUCAAAUCAGUUUUACAUGUUGGGAAAAAAAACAUAUCUUGUAUGUUACUUUAUUUUAAAAACAUGUUCUAUUAAAAUAUGCAAAUAAUUUUUAUAAA
Ictalurus furcatus (blue catfish) is the source of this 4359-nucleotide messenger RNA. RefSeq names its product solute carrier family 2, facilitated glucose transporter member 5. Lineage: Eukaryota; Metazoa; Chordata; Actinopteri; Siluriformes; Ictaluridae. Gene Ontology annotation, cellular component: membrane. Gene Ontology annotation, molecular function: hexose transmembrane transporter activity. The record is from RefSeq and is a predicted model, not a curated record. Gene Ontology annotation, biological process: monosaccharide transmembrane transport. The transcript is spliced from 12 exons. The coding region runs from base 62 to 1579 and encodes 505 amino acids.